Oryza sativa Japonica Group (Japanese rice) is the source of this 2079-nucleotide messenger RNA. RefSeq names its product protein S40-7. The record is from RefSeq and is a predicted model, not a curated record. NCBI's taxonomy places the organism in Eukaryota, Viridiplantae, Streptophyta, Magnoliopsida, Poales, Poaceae.
UGAUUCCAGAUUCCAGGCGCAGAGGCUUCGGAAAAGGCUGGUGGAUUUCAGGCGCCGCUCGGCACGGCCGUGUCACGACGCGAUCCCUCGCGCGGCGAGCACACGACACGGAGUCGCCAACACAUGGCGACCCCGCUCGGGCUCGGUUGCCAUCAUCCCCACAAUAAUUCACCUCCCCCCGCCCACAUCGCGACCGCCACUAGCCCGCCAAUAAUAGCAGCGCGCCCAAAGGCUAAAAAAAACCCACGACGCGCUGGUCAGUAGCCACCACACAGCGGCACAGGCGCUGCGGCAGCGGCAGCUGAGCGAGUGAGCGCCGAGGCUCCCCGGCCAUGUCCAAGCCCGAUCGCCGCUCCGGCGCCGCCACGUCCCCGUCGCUCCGCUUCCUCGGCCUCCUCAAGCAGCCCGACGACGGCAGCGGCGACCACGAGCUGGAGCUCGACGAGCGCGACGUCGUCUGGUCGUCGUCGUCGUCGUCGAACACCUCGCCCUCCUCGUGGGCCUCCUCAACCAAUUCCUCGCCGUCCCUCACCCCGUCCGCGUCCGCGGGCGUGGGCGUCCGCCGGCCGCUGUCGUCGUCCCACGCCUUCCCCGCCGCCGGCAGCGUCGGCCUGUCCGCCCUCCUCGCCGACGAUCACGCCCCCACGGCGUCCAUCCCGGCCAAGGCACGCCCGGAGAGGCAGCAGCCCCCGCAGCCGUACCACCAGUCGGCGCCGGUCGCCGUGCCGGCCUGGCCCAAGGCCACGGACAGCGACAGGCGUCGCCGUGGUGUGCAGCACGAGGCCCUCAACGACGAGGAGGACGAUGACGACGAGCUCGUGGUGCCGCCGCACGAGAUGGCCGCGCGCCGCGCCGCGGCGGCGGCGUCGGUGAUGGAGGGCGCCGGGCGGACGCUGAAAGGGCGCGACCUCCGGCGCGUGCGCAACGCGGUGUGGCGCACCACCGGCUUCCUCGACCUGUGAAAAAGGAUAUGAACCUUUGGAGGUUUCUCUCGCUGCCGCCACACAUCAGCAACCUGCUUCGUGUUGUACUGGAUUACUGAUGAUCCGUAUGAAAAAAGGUGAAGGCUUCGGUGGCAAGAAAGGGGAAAACGACGAGUCCACACGACGACCAGCCGCUCGAGUCCGCCAUGGCUUCGCCUUCACCACCGCUAAGCUCCGACGACGAUGCAAGGUGAGCACAUCUAGCUGUCCUACUCCCAACUUAGUACCCCUCCCUAGAUGCCUAACUACAGUACCAUAUCCCCCUCCCCCUCCACUAAAUUCCUCUUCCAUGGCUGCAUCGUUGUCUCGUUGAGUCACUAACUCACGUUCGGCGGUCCACAAUAAGGGACGCCAAUGCGGUGUUGGACCAGCCAUCGCAUGCUAGACAGGUACCUAGAGGAUGAGUUGGUUUCAAUUAAUACAGAAAACUUUAAGAUUCUUGAUUGGUGGAAAGUGGCUAGGACAAGCUUUCCUACAUUGAGGAAGGUAGCACGAGAUAUAUUUGCUAUUCCUGUUAGCACUGUUGCAUCUGAAUAUGCAUUUAGCACAAGUGGAAGGGUUCUUAGUGAGCAUCGUAGCCGGCUUACUCCAGAACUCUUGGAGGCCUUAAUGUGCUCACAAGAUUGGCUGCGAAACAAGUAUCGAGCUGAUAAUGAAGAAGCAGCAAGCUUUUGGAGUUGCCUUCAAGAUAUCCAAGAUCAGAUUGAGGGACUUGCUCUUGUUUGAAGACAUGAAUGUAUGGACAUGCACUGUUCUUGCAAUGAUUUUGGAUGUUUGUAACCCCUGUUAUGUGUCAUGAUAAACUUGUAAAACCAUGGCAAUGCUUUUGGAUAUUUGGCACAAAAGACCUACUCCGAACUAUGGUUUUGUGUAUGCCUAGGACAACAUGUGUUGCUACUGCAAUGUGGUGAUAACUAAUGAGUGAUGACUGAUGAAUGAUGAAUGAUCAUGUAUUAUUGUGUUGUUGCUUAAUCUGGGAAUAUGAUGGAUAUUGUAUUCUUGGGCACACUUUUGUUGCACUACUUGUUGCUGCACUGCUGUUGUAAGUGAUGAAUUGAUGAUGUGCAUUUGUGAACUGAUGAUGUGCAUUUGCGAA